AUGAAAGCGGAGCGGUGCUCAACGCAAAUACGUUUACAUACGAUUCAAAGCAGAGAAACUGGCGCCGGUCGGCUAUUAGAAGAAAAUAAAUAUAUAAUAUUAUACUUUUAUACAAACCUAACUAAAGCAAACAAUACACGACGAUACGACCAUUCAAUUUGUUUUAUUUCAAUUCAAAUUUGUUCAUCUUUUUUGGUUAUUUUCUUAAAGUAUUGGUACUCGUAUGUUAAAAGUGCAAAAGUUUUGAAAGUUAUAAAAUGUAUAAAACAAAAAUAUUGUUUGUAAAUUAAAGAUAUGUACGUAUGCCUGUAAGUCCCUAAAAAUGGCAUUUAGUAUAAAACAUUUUGGAAACUAACAAAAAACACAUAUCAUUGAAAGGAAAAGGAACAGAAACUUUUUUGGCUAACAAACCAUUUAAAAGUGUUGGAAAAUCAGCUACCCAGGGGAGAAGACAAUUGUAAACAAUGACAAAGCAAAUUCAAAUUAUUUUGCUAUACCUUAUAGUUUUGUUAACUCUAGCAAAGAGUGCACCGCCACCUUUUGGUUGCAUGAGCUUUAAAGAAGACGAUCGCAUACUCUUGGAAGAAGAUGAUGACACCGAUGAGUAUGAUCCACCACAAUUCGAUUCAUCUGGCUUGACGGCCAAAGAAUUACAGAAUACAGUCACUACAAAAUUGGAAACUCAACAACAAGCAACUACACCCACUUAUCGAGUGUGUCCAGCUGAUUAUACAUUUUGUUUUUCUCUGUGGAGCAAUACGCCCAAUGGAACACAGAUUGUGAAACAAGGUUGUUGGAAAGAAAGCACUGAAGGUAAUGCCACCUGUAAUCACUCGGAAUGUGUUAGUUCUUCGCCAACGUCUACCUCGCGUAACAGUUCCAUGUAUUAUUGUUGCUGUUCGGGUAAUUCUUGCAAUAAUAAUGUUUCCGUAGUGGAACCCUCAUUUUUAGAGUUGUCCAAGACAAAUUUUGCUGAAGCUUCGAAUUUAUUAAAGCCUAAAGAUAAAUUAAAUUGGUCUACCACAAACCUGUGGUUUGCUGUCUUAAUUGUUUGUCUCUUUAUAACGCUCAUGUCAACAUUCAUAUAUUUCCGCAGCAUACGGGAAAAGCCGGAGCCGGAGGAAGCUCCCUUGGCACCUUCGGGACCCGGUUAUAGUUCCAAUUUGCGUAAUGUGGAUAAUUUGAAUUUGAUUUGUAUGCUGGACAGUGGAAAAUAUGGCACCGUUAUGAAAGGUUUAUUGCACGAUCAAGAGGUGGCAGUUAAAAUAUUUCCCGAGGCCCAUCAGCAGUAUUUUAUUAAUGAAAGAAAUAUCUACUCGCUGCCAUUAAUGGAUUGUCCCGCCUUGUUGUCAUAUUUCGGCUAUGACGAACGCCAUACUAUGGAGGGCAAGUUAGAAUAUCAUUUGGUUUUGUCUUUGGCGCCAUUGGGCUGCUUACAGGACUGGUUAAUAGCGAACACGGUGAAUUUUGAAAACUUCUGUGGCAUUGUGAAAACCAUAACACGAGGUCUGUCCCAUCUACACACGGAAUUAAGAAGAGGAGAAGAACAUAAACCCUGCAUUGCUCACAGGGACCUGAAUACUCGUAAUAUUUUAGUGAAGGCCGAUCGUACCUGCUGCAUUGCUGAUUUUGGUUUUGCUUUAAAAGUAUUUGGUCCUCGCUAUGAAUACAAGGGUGAAGUAGCAGAAGCUGAAACGAAAUCCAUAAAUGAAGUGGGCACUCUACGUUAUAUGGCUCCAGAGCUAUUGGAGGGUGCGGUAAACUUGAGAGAUUGUGAGACUUCGCUUAAACAAAUGGAUGUUUACUCAUUGGGUUUGGUGUUGUGGGAAGUGGCUACUCGUUGUUCAGAUUUCUAUCCGCAAGGACAAGUGACGCCACCCUAUAAAGCUCCCUACGAAUUGGAAGUAGGUUCCCAUCCCUCCUUCGAUCAAAUGCAAUCAUUGGUGGUAAGGCGUAAGGCACGUCCACUAUUCCCCACUGGCUGGGGAGGUGGCCCGGCCGCAAAGCUAAUAAGAGACACUUGUGAAGAUUGUUGGGAUCAUGAUGCUGAGGCACGUUUAACUUCGUUGUGUGCCGAGGAGAGGAUGCAUGAAGCCGCUACUAUAGGUGCUCGUUUAAAUGCCCAUUUGACAGCUACAACACCUCUACUGAAUACAAAUAAUCUGGGCACUACACACUCGGAAACCGAAUCAAUCUAUGAGCACAAGCCUCGUUCACCCAACAACAUUGAAACCAUAACUAACGAUACUAAUACCGUAUUUAAUCCACCACCAAAUAUGAAAUUAUUUCCUUACUUAAAGGACAACAAUGAGCAUGCCUCCACAUCUUCGACAACCGAAAAGAAUCUUUUAAUACAGCCCCAGCAGCAAUUGCAACCCUAUCAGGGUAGAAAUCCUUGCCAGGAAAGAAAUCUGGCGCCCAAAGUGGCCCCAUAUCCGCAAAAGCUUAUACAGAGCAGCAAGAAACAUAGUUUUCAGCCACAAUCCGGAGAGGAUAAUGGUUUUUCCUGCUUGGAUGAUGAUGUUUCUGUGGAGGAAUUAAUCUCUGGCGGCAGCUCAAAGAAGUUCCCCUCGCUGGAACAAGAGGAAUCUUCUCACAUGGGCCAAGGCUUUCCGAAACAACAAAAUACCGAUCGCAAACUCAAAGGCUGGCAUGGUGUUAGAGCACUCAUACAAAAACGACUCUUUCGCAAAAACGAUGGUCUAGAGAAUUUCGAUAUAUUUCGUCAUUUAAAUGGAGGCGAUGAAAAGUCAAAUCUUGUAGAGAAAAAUCUAAGCAACAAACCAGUCAUUAUCAGUUUCAUAGACAAGGAGAAAACCAAUUGUGAUAAACCAACAAGUGCUACAUCUACCGACAUUGUGGCAGAUCAUGCUAAUGGUUAUGUACAAAAUAAACGGCCCAAUAAUUUGGAUUUGAGUCCGGUGGCACAGACAAAUGGUUUCAAGGUAACACCACCCAACAGUUUGCAAUCGAAUCCAAUAACAACGAUUGAAGAAGAAGAGCUGCAUAACGGCCAAGAAGUGUUCGAGGUGGAAGACACCACCAAUGACGAUGUGGAUGAGGUGGAUGGCAUUGUGGAAUAUAGAUUAAAAAGUCUGGACAAACGAAAGUCCACUCCCUCACACCUGGUAACACGAUCCAGAUCCACCAACCUGUCCAUUGACACCACAAAUGGCCAUUUAAGUGAGGCGGAACUUAAAAAUAUUUCAGCCAUAAAUAAUGCAGUCAUAAUGAGAAAUCACUCGAAUUCGGAGCCACAGUUUAGAAGACAACGCAGCUUGGAGGUAUUCCGUGAAGUAUUCAAUGCUCGCGGCAGCAAUGAAAGACUACGAGAUCCCAGUCAACGGGUAAAGACACCGGGAGAUGUUCCGCCCUCGGUACGUAAAAUAAGAGCUUCGAAAACUUUGAGUCUCUACGAUGAUCGCAUGAUGGACUCUUCGCUCUUGAAUGUCCUCUAGCAUGAAGAGGUUCUGCUCUUGGAAUUAUAGGAGCAGAACUUUUGAUACUCAAUGAAUUAAUUAGAAAUCAUAAUCAUACUCAUCAUUAACUUACAUGCAUAUUUAUUGUAUAAUGUAUAAUAAUUAUAAAUAUUACAGGACAAAAAAUCACACAGAUCACACUUACAUAUUCUUAGAUUUUUACAUAGAUAACGUACUAACAUACUAAAUAAUAUAACGUAUGUACUAGAAGAAAACAAAGCAAACAAAGCAAAGCAAAAACAAACGACCAAAGUUAAAGUUUCUUAUAAUUACAUAUAUGUAUAGCGGCGAGAUUAAUUUAAAUUUAAUCUAAAUAUUUUGUAAAGAAAGAACUUUGUCAUUUAUUUCUUUAUUGAAUUUUGUUUUAUAUAUAUAUUUUUUUAUAGCUAAAACAAAAACAAAAAUUAAAAGAAAUGUGUUAAAUGUAUUUAUGUAUGUAAUAAUAUGUAUUUUUGUAGUAAAGUAACAUUUAGCUUAGUAAACAUAAUCAUUAAAUUACAAUACAUUACAUUAGAAGUAACUCAAUUGCAUAGAAUGAGCCCAGGGGAAAAAUAGAUCAAGUCAAAGCAUUUUCAAUUAAUCAUGUAUUUAAUUAAGGCUUACAUAUCUUUAGUUUUCAAAAUAAUUUUUAAUGAAAUUAUUUGAAAAUUUUGUAUAGCAUGUUAAUGUUGGCAUUUCUUUUACAUAUUAACAUUAUUAUUACUGACUUGAUCAAAUGGCAUGAAUGAUUGAAUUGCUAAACUAAACUAUUUCAUAGUAAAACUAAGUGUUUAGAAACGUCUUCAUUAGAUUUAAUAAAAACAAAACAAACAAAAAAACAUAAGAAUAGCAUCCAUGUUAAUUGUAGGUAAACAUUUCAUAUUUCUGCUGAAACUAAAGAUACAAUUUGAAUUUUUUUAAUUGAAAAACAAUGAUUUAAAUUAGAACAAUUUCAAAAUAACAUUUUCAACUUUAAAAUGUGGAAUAAAGAAUGAUAUUUUCUAAUUGAAAUAGAGAAAAGAAACAAGAAAACUAAGAAAUCAAUUUCGAAAAUUUAAAAUUUUAAGAUUCCACAUUUUCAAAUUUCCCCGCUUAAAAAAAAUAUUUAAUUUAAUUAAUGGAUUAAAAAGAAAAUAUUAAUUCUCGAAAUUUGAAAACUUUCCUCAAUUCUAAUUGUACUUUUAAGAUUCCAAUUCAUCCAGUAUAAACUCGUAACUCAAUCUGUCAUCUUACACUCACAGCAUUUUUUUUAUCAUGAACAUUUUCGUUUCAUUCUUGUUGAAUUUUUGCUCCGAAGAAUAGAGAGGAAACAAUUGUUCGACAAGGUUUCGGACCUUACCCGUACAAAAUUUGUUAAAACCUGGUACUUUACCAUGGUCAUUCAUUCGCCUUAAUUUCUCUUUUAUCGAAGUUCAAAGUUCAAUUUUAAUUGUAUAUCCAAUCCAAUUUUUACAAUAUUCUGCCAUAGUAAUGGUAAAGUACCCUAGUUUCAAUAUAUUUUUCUAAAAAUAUUUUGAAAAUAGGAUGUUGAAACCAAAACAAAUGUCCUAGAACAAAGGAUAUCUCAAAAAUCAUAUUGUUACGUUUUAACCAUUUCAAAACGCUGGUUUAUUUCCUUUAAAUAUUUUGAUUGCAAAUAAAAGCCGUUUAGUCCCGGUCCACACUGUGAAACAUUUGCUGCAAAACAUUUUUAAAUUCUCUUUUGAAACUGCAUUCGUGUCCACACAGUGAAGUUUUUGCUUUUCAGUUUUUGACAUUUCUGUACAGUACGAAUACGAACGAAUAAAUGUGGAUGACAUACUCAACAAAAACUUCAUGUACAUGAAACAAAGUUCCCUUUUUCAUUCCUCUUUCCCCUUUCAUCAACAAACUCAAAUGUUUUGCAGCAAAUGUUUCACAGUGUGGACCGGGACUUAGUAGUUUGAAAAUUGUAACAACUCUUUAUUUAUUUAAAAUGUACAACAACAGAAUUAAAUAGUCACUCAAUGUUUUUUUUUAUACACGUUUAUAAAUUCUCAGAAAUACAGACACUUUAUAAUGUAUACGAAUUCACUUGAUAAAUACAGCACACUUUAAGGCACUCAGUUGAUGUUUAUUCAAAUAGCGUCUCUGAUAAACUCACUCACGACUGCAACCUCUGCCACUAUUUAUAACACUGCCAUCUGCACUCUAGAUUGUUCUUUAACUGUCAAAGUUCGAAUAUUCUAGAUCAUACGCCAUCUGUGGUGUACUUUCUACAAUGUUCUUUAACUGAAUAUUCGAAUUCAAACAGCGUUACCAACUUACGAUCAAUGGUCAACUGAAAGCUUUUAUUUAAUAAUGCCCACAGAUAUGUUACAGUUUGCCAUUACAGCACUGUUAUUUGAAAACAUUAUGCUACUUUUAAAUCAGCCCUUAAAAUCUUUAUAUUUGAAUUCAAGUACAAUUUCGUAACAAUUCUUCCAUUUUCUAAAAAUUCGCCUCAAUUAUAAGCCAAUACUAUGGUUAACAACAGAUUAAAAUUCAGAGUAGGAUCCAUGAGAAUCAUAUCUUUACAGGUAGUUUUCCGAUUUUCUUUUCUGACAAAAUGUUGCCAACAUAUUUUGUACCAUUUAUUAAAUGGUUUUUAACGAUCACAAUAGAACAAAAAUUUUCUUUUAUGCUGCUUUUAAAUAUUCUAAAACUAUGUUAUCAUUAACAAAGACAAAAUCCAAAAACAAUAACAAUAACAAGAGAAGCUGUUUGGUGACUUUCUAACCUUUUGAUAAAAUUGAGGGUGAAGCAUGUAGCAUAUUUUCGGGGUUUUAGGGCAACUUUAUUUGAAAGGAACACAAGAACUACAUAUUUUUCAGAAAAGAACACAAAGAAGCGCAAAAUGCAGAAUAAACGCAUCAUUUAUGCCAGAAAUAAAAACUCCAUUAGUCUUAAAUUUUCUGAGUAAAUCAACAAAAAAUACUUUUCCGAAGGAAAAAGGAUAAUAAAUAUAAAACAAUAUCCUUUAAGCAAUGCUAUUUUAAAAUACAUAUCCUUAAAGAUAAAGAUAAAUUGAUAUCAUCAAAUGUUACUUAAAAAUGAGGCCAUCAGUACAAAAGUGGUGUAACCCACAAUGUUGGUUGCUGUUCUGUUGUUACAUACAUUCCUUACAUUACAAACUAUAUAAAGUGGAGUAAGCCAGCCACCUUUUGAUAUUCAAAAGCAGAUGGAAAAAUCGUUUUUGCACAGAGCAUAAUAUAACAAAGUAAUAGAGCAAAAGUGGUGUAAGUUACCCCUCCCUAUAAGUAAAUAGUUUUUAUUUACAUCACUUUUGCGCUGAUAGCCUCAAAUAUCGUAAUAUUUUGAAUGACUACAUUUUUGCUUAUAUUUUCUAUUAAAAUGGAAACAUCCUUCGGCUUAUCUGUCAUUUCACUCAAGCGAAUUUUUAAAUUAAAAUUAAAAGCUAUUUUUCUCUGGUUUUCUCAUAAUCGAAAAAUAAUUUUUCAUCUGCAGUUCUAGUCCCAAAAAUGAUUUCAUUUAGGGUGACAACUAGUUAAAUAACUAGCUACGUGACUAGUUAUUUGAACACAUGAAUGACAUAAGCUGACCCCCCGCUUGACCCUUUCGAUUUAGAAUCAGACUGUGCGAUAGCUGGUACAAAGUAGUCAACACAUUGUUACAUAGAAUCAGUCACCCUACUAGCUACCUAACCUGUUACUUGAUCAGCUCCAUAACUAGUUAUUUUAAAAGUGAUUACACUUUAGAUUACUUAGAGACAUUUAAGUGCCAAUUGUCUUCACGAAAGAUUACAUGGGAUGUAUAAAGUAAACAAUUGUCUUCUCUCUGCUCUAGAAAGAUCACUUACGUAUUAAAUGACCCAAAAUGUAUGAAGUGAAGUCAGCCAAGUGAACAGACAUUAGUGACAAUUACUCUCUAUAAGGGAUUCACUGGCCUUUUUCCAUUUCUCGUUCAUCAACUUCGUUCACGUGAACAAAUUCCCCAUGUUGUGAAAUUUUUAGAUGGAAUUUUGUGAACUAUUGUGAAUGAAAAAUUCAUGGGAAUUCCCUUCGAUGGAAAUGGAUAUUUCAUGGGAACAAAAUUUCACGUUAUUGUCGAUAGGGGUGAUUAUUAAAAUGUUGAGAAUAUGAAUUUCGAGAUAUCCUUCUUCAAUGGAACCUAAUCAUAAUAAUUAUUCUCUUUUCAAUAAAUUUUUUUUUUUUUUUUGAGAAAUUAGAAUAAAAUACUUUCUAGCUGAUUCAGAAACAUCAACGGAAAACAAUUUUCUAUUUUUUGUAUCAAAAAUUAUUUGGAAACUGAGUGAUUUUCAUAAAAAAAUUGAAAAUUAUUUUCCGGUCAUGUUUCUUUUUAAGUUAUAUUCUGUUUUAAUGAGAAACGGAUUUCUAGAAAAAAUACUUUAAAAUCUACCAUUCAUUAGCUUUAAUAUGAGAUCUAAAAUUAUUAACAGUUUUCUAAAGUUAGACCCCUUUCACACUAGGCAAUUUAGUUGCCCAACAUCAAAACAGCAUGCAAAAUUAUCUUCUCCUUAACCCGACAUUACCUCUGGCAUCUACAAACACAGGAAACUUGCGCAACUAAAUUGCCUAGUGUGAAAGGGGCCUUAAACUUUGAACCUAUAUAAAAACCAACCUAAAGCGAAUUUAAAAAUUCUGGAGAACUUUAAAUUUUCUAAGCAUUGGAAAAUAUGUAUGCCAAACAUGAAUCGAAUUCAGAAGAGUAAAUGUUCAAAAAUUAUUUUUUUUACCGACAUUUUUCGUUUCAUCCCAAUGCAGAAAUAUGAAACAAUAAAAUUUUAGUUUUUAUGCAAAAUAAACAUGAAACAAAUUUAUAACAAAAGAAAAAAAAUAAUAAGAAAAUCAUAAAAUCUUAGUAUAACAAAUCCUUUAAAUGUAUACAGAAAUAAAUGUUUGUAUGGACUCAGUAUAGAAUUUCACCACAAAAAAGGCCUUCUAGAAAAUUUUUUUGUAAAACAAAUAAAAACAAAAAAAAAAACAUUUCAAUUAAAACAUUUACUUUUAUAUUUUGUACGUACAUGUAAAUACAAUUAAUCAAUUAUUUAUUUAACUAAACAAAAACAUCAAAUAUACAAAAAAUUAUAAAAAAAAAUAAUAAAACAUUAAACACUUGAUAAAAGCCUUCUAUAAAAUAA
This is a messenger RNA of Calliphora vicina (urban bluebottle blowfly), 8577 nucleotides long. It is a transcript of the gene wit, whose product is annotated as wishful thinking. Gene Ontology annotation, cellular component: signaling receptor complex; plasma membrane. The transcript is spliced from 6 exons. The record is from RefSeq and is a predicted model, not a curated record. Lineage: Eukaryota; Metazoa; Arthropoda; Insecta; Diptera; Calliphoridae. Bases 465 to 3458 code for a protein of 997 amino acids. Gene Ontology annotation, biological process: BMP signaling pathway; protein phosphorylation; cellular response to growth factor stimulus. Gene Ontology annotation, molecular function: transforming growth factor beta receptor activity; ATP binding.